Molecule: messenger RNA, 2342 nt
Organism: Morus notabilis
Lineage: Eukaryota; Viridiplantae; Streptophyta; Magnoliopsida; Rosales; Moraceae
Product: probable amino-acid acetyltransferase NAGS2, chloroplastic
Exons: 10
Coding region: 136-1953 (605 amino acids)
Biological process (GO): L-arginine biosynthetic process
Cellular component (GO): cytoplasm
Molecular function (GO): L-glutamate N-acetyltransferase activity, acting on acetyl-CoA as donor
Source: RefSeq, a predicted model, not a curated record
UUUUCCUUCUUCCCUCUUUCGUCUCUCCCCUCCUCUUCCCUUCUUCCUUGUUCAUACUUCAUAGUAUCAGUAGUAAGUUAUUUUCCUCUGUAAUUUAGCCUCGUUAGGGUUUUUCUUCCUCACUUCCUUCCUUCCAUGGCCGCCUCUAUCUCAACCUUCAACAUUCCUCUGCAAACCCGCCGCCGUAUCGUCCUCGGUCCGAGCAACCUCCCCCGUGACUUUCUUCCCCAAUUUUCGGCCAAUCGGACCGAGCAAUUCCGUUUCUCGGAAUCUCUAACCCUAAACGAUUGGAGCGGCAAAAGAAGGUUCCGAAUUUCGCCGGAACGCAAUGUGUUCGCCGGAGUGGAAGCCGACGGCGUGGAACAGAGCUACAAUUCGGUGGAGGACGAGCAAUUCGUGCGGUGGUUUCGCGAGGCCUGGCCGUAUCUCUGGGCCCACAGGGGAGGCACCUUCGUUGUCAUUAUCUCCGGCGAGAUUGUUUCCAGCCCUCACUUGGAUCCCAUUCUCAAGGAUAUUGCUUUCCUUCACCACCUUGGGAUCAGGUUUGUUCUUGUUCCGGGGACUCACAUGCAAAUUGACAAGCUGCUCGCCGAGAGAGGAAGUGAGCCAAAGUAUGUUGGUAGAUACAGAAUUACAGAUUCUGAAUCUUUAGCAGCUGCAAUGGAAGCAGCUGGUGGGAUUCGUGUGAUGUUAGAGGCAAAGCUUUCUCCCGGACCCUUCAUCUGCAAUAUUCGACGACAUGGUGACAAUAGUCGUUUGCAUGAAGUUGGUGUCAGUGUUGCCAGUGGCAACUUUCUUGCAGCCAAGAGAAGAGGAGUUGUUGAAGGUGUUGAUUAUGGGGCGACAGGUGAAGUUAAGAAAGUGGAUGUGGCUCGCAUGCGCGAGAGGCUUAAUGGUGGUUGUAUAGUUAUAUUGAGCAACCUUGGCUAUUCUAGCUCUGGAGAGGUUUUAAAUUGCAACACAUAUGAAGUUGCAACAGCUUGUGCAUUAGCUAUUGAAGCGGACAAGCUUAUUUGCAUUAUAGAUGGUCCAAUUGUGGAUGAAAGUGGACGGCUUAUUCGGUUCUUGACCCUGCAAGAAGCAGAUAAGUUAAUCCGUAAACGGGCCAAGCAAAGUGAAAUAGCUGCUAGCUAUGUGAAGGUUGUCGAUGAAGAAGAUCUUUCUUGCCUUGGACAUAAUGGCUCUAUUGCCUCUCAACAGAAUGGGAAGGCUCUUAGGGAAAAACACAGUGCAAUGUUUCAGAAUGGUGUUGGUUUUGAUAAAGGAAAUGGCGAACAGGGUUUUGCUAUUGGAGGUCAGGAGCGGCUAAGUCGACAAAAUGGUUACCUUUCAGAAUUGGCUGCUGCAGCUUUUGUUUGUAGGGGAGGUGUUCAGAGAGUUCAUUUGUUAGAUGGCACUAAAGGAGGAGUGUUGUUGUUGGAAUUAUUUAAAAGAGAUGGAAUGGGGACAAUGGUGGCUAGCGACGUUUAUGAAGGUACCCGGAUGGCUAGGGUGACGGAUCUCUCUGCAAUAAGAGCAAUUAUAGAACCUUUAGAAGCAUCUGGCACAUUGGUUCGCCGAACUGAUGACGAGCUACUUGGAACAUUGGAUUCUUUUAUUGUCGUGGAAAGAGAAGGCCAGAUUAUUGCUUGUGCUGCUCUUUAUCCCUUCGUAGAGGAGAAAUGUGGAGAGGUUGCUGCUAUUGCUGUUUCCCCUGAAUGCCGUGGAGAAGGGCAGGGAGACAAAUUACUAGAUUACAUUGAGAAGAAGGCAUCUUCGCUUGGGCUGGAGAAGCUUUUCCUGCUUACAACCCGAACUGCAGAUUGGUUCGUAAGGCGCGGGUUCUCAGAAUGUUCAAUUGAGUCAAUACCCAACAAACGAAGAAAAAGUAUCAACCUGUCCCGUAAUUCCAAGUAUUAUAUGAAAAAGCUCUUACCUGAUACCAGUGGAAUCACAAUUAACAGCAUUCGUUAAAAAGAUAAAAGGGCCAUUUUAUAGGAAUUAGUAACGUGUUACACAGGACUUGUGGAGGCUGCAUAGAAAGCCUAGAAAAUAGGUAUCUAUCAACCUAAUGUACUUCGUUGUUGAAAAAAAUACAAAGCACAACGUGGUUGCGGAUCUCACAUCGUCGUCUCUCGCUCGUGCCUGCUCAUUAUUUUGAGCUUAGUUAUGUUGUAUUACAUAUGAACAUUACAUUGUUCUCGUUUACAAUUUGAGUUUAUUCUCAAAUGGCAAUUUUGGAAGAUGUGUGAUUUUAAAGACGAUCUCAAAAUUUUGGUAGGUAACUUACCCAAGUUACCGCCACCUUCACUUAUGUCUCGAGUGUAAUUUACCAUCCAGUUCAAAGACAUGUCAGCUUUUAA